AUGUCUCUUUCUACCAUGCGCGUAGGGCGCCAGCAAAGACUCUUUUCCACGAGACUGCCACCUGCACCUCCACUGACACCACCCAAACUCAGCACUACCGUCUUUGCCUGUGUCGAGGACGUGGAUGGUUUCAUCAGCCAACCUAAUCCAGACUACAUGUCGGAGACGUUGUCGGUUCACUUUCAGAAUGAUCAGCCUACUCGGCUGACCAGUUCUUACACCAAGGCGGCUACAAUUGGUGCGCCCGGUGAGGGUGCUGCAUCCCUGCAACAACUCGCAUCACCGCCUGCCGGGUCACAAAAUCCAGGACAACCUCAAGUGAAUGAAGCACCCCGUCGCAACGUGGACGUCAAAGGCGAAAUCAUCUCUCUCGUCAACGAAGACGGCGAGGGCUGGACUCGCCACACGCGCGUUUACGGUGGCGGAGUAUGUCUAGCCUGCGCAGCGUCAGGUGGACACGAAGGUGGAUUUUACGGCGCCACAGUGACACCCGAGGAAAUGCAGCUCUGA
Beauveria bassiana ARSEF 2860 is the source of this 510-nucleotide messenger RNA. RefSeq lists its product as uncharacterized. NCBI's taxonomy places the organism in Eukaryota, Fungi, Ascomycota, Sordariomycetes, Hypocreales, Cordycipitaceae. The transcript has a single exon. The record is from RefSeq and is a predicted model, not a curated record. Bases 1 to 510 code for a protein of 169 amino acids.